Molecule: messenger RNA, 351 nt
Organism: Necator americanus (New World hookworm)
Lineage: Eukaryota; Metazoa; Nematoda; Chromadorea; Rhabditida; Ancylostomatidae
Exons: 4
Coding region: 1-351 (116 amino acids)
Source: RefSeq, a predicted model, not a curated record
AUGCAGUUCUUUCUAGACUCCGAAGCCGCUUUCGAUUCUCCUUACCGAGGGCGUCUUUUCAACGCGCUUCGCGCCGAUGGUGCUGCACUGUUGCUGGACGAGUCUCAAAGAUUCGACUUGAGAUAUCCCAUAAAAUGUAAUCGCGAGGAUGAUCAUGAUAUGUUAAAACCUCUGAAUUGGUGCUGUGUAUGGAGAAGAAGUGCCCCGAAAGUGCCGAACGCCGUUGGUGAGAGAGCGAUUUUGACCUCACCAAGGGAGCAUGCCGGCAAUCGCAAAAUCUGCCCUUCAGCCACCCUAUACCCUCGGUGGCAUAUGUUACGGAUAGGAUGCGAUAUGACCGCCAGUAUAUAA